AUGGACAGAAACGAAAAGUUAGACUAUCCUCAGAGUGAAGGUUAUACCGGCGGACGGACGCUAGAUCACUCGUUUAGCGUGGACACACAGCGCGCAUUUCCUGUAUACCAUCGUAAGUUGGGAAAUCCGACUCCUCUUGGACUCUUCUCGUUCGCGACAACCAUACUUGUAUUAUCGUUAUAUAAUGCAGGUGCCCGCAACAUCAACGUGCCUAACGUCGUAGUUGCAAUGGCUAUGGGCGUUGGUGGACUAUGUCAGCUUUUGGCUGGGAUGUGGGAGUAUGCUACAGGCAAUACAUUUGGAGCAACUGGUGCGCCUGCAAGUUCACCCAAAGCACCGAUCUAA
This is a messenger RNA of Rhizoctonia solani, 345 nucleotides long. Its product is annotated as glyoxylate pathway regulator. NCBI's taxonomy places the organism in Eukaryota, Fungi, Basidiomycota, Agaricomycetes, Cantharellales, Ceratobasidiaceae. The transcript has 3 exons. Gene Ontology annotation, molecular function: acetate transmembrane transporter activity. Bases 1 to 345 code for a protein of 114 amino acids. Gene Ontology annotation, cellular component: plasma membrane. The record is from RefSeq and is a predicted model, not a curated record.